Pseudovirgaria hyperparasitica is the source of this 1193-nucleotide messenger RNA. Its product is annotated as cell division control protein 16. Gene Ontology annotation, cellular component: mitotic spindle pole body. The record is from RefSeq and is a predicted model, not a curated record. Gene Ontology annotation, molecular function: GTPase activator activity. The transcript has 3 exons. Bases 39 to 1040 code for a protein of 333 amino acids. Gene Ontology annotation, biological process: negative regulation of septation initiation signaling; activation of GTPase activity. Lineage: Eukaryota; Fungi; Ascomycota; Dothideomycetes; Acrospermales; Acrospermaceae.
CUCACAACAUCGCAAUCAACCCCCAAAUACACCGCACCAUGACGAACCUCGACGUACUUCUCCUCAAGGGCCCACCGUCCGACGACCUCCAACGCGGCCUCGACGACCUGCGCUACACGAUCCUCACACAGGGCAUACCCGGAAACAGCGAUGGCAUGUCCGAGCUGCGAGUCUACAUCUGGCUGAUCCUCCUCUCCGUCCCUCCGCUCCAAACCUCCGCCUACCUCGACCUCGUGCGCCAGGGCGCAUCCCCAGCCUACGCCAAAAUCCGCAACGACACCUUCCGCACCCUGGCCACGGACCCGCUGUUCCGGCGGCGCGUGACAGAGAACAGCCUGACGCGGGUCCUCAACGCCGUAGCAUGGCGGCUGCACGACGCGCACGAGGCGCGCAUAAACGGGUGGCAGAGCCCGCCGACGCUGUCCGAGGGCGGCGCAGGCAGUCCGGAGAGCAGGCCGUCGAACGUGUUCUCGGCGCGGCAGACGGACGCCUCAAGUAGUCGGACCGACGGCAGCGGGCAGGUCGGGUAUGUGCAGGGGAUGAAUGUGCUCGCGGCGCCGUUUCUGUAUGCGGCGCGCAGCGAGACGGAGGCGUUUGCGGCGUUUGAGCGGCUGAUUACGUAUGAGUGUCCGGGCUAUGUGAGGGGCUCGAUGGAUGGGGUGCAUCGUGGGUUGAGGCUGGUGGAUUCCGUGCUGGAGAUUGUGGAUCCGCGGCUGGCGGAGCAUCUGGCGAGUAAGGGGAUGCAUGCGGAGAUCUAUGCGUUUGCGUCGGUGCUGACGAUGUGUGCGUGUACGCCGCCGUUGCCGGAGGUGUUGCAGUUGUGGGACUUUCUGUUUGCGUAUGGGCCGCAUCUGAAUAUUCUGUGUAUUGUUGCGCAGUUGGUGCUCAUUCGGGACCAGCUGCUGGACAAUCCCAGUCCGAACCAGAUCCUCCGCGCUCUUCCUCCACUUCAAGCGAGUCGCAUCAUACAGAUAGCGACGUCCUUUGCGCCGAAGAUACCCGAUGACAUAUACCAUCAGAUCGUCAACCAUGCCAAAUGAACGUCCUGCAUGUCCAGCACCGACAAGCAGUCGUUCAAAAAAAAAAAUAGAAACGCUUGACGAAUCACGAAUAACGAACUUGCAGCAUUCCCGGGAGUUACAUAGGAUCAGUCGACGCACAAAAGGACAUGACAUAGUCACGGCAUCCGUCCU